Messenger RNA from Aspergillus wentii DTO 134E9, 1096 nucleotides. RefSeq lists its product as uncharacterized. The coding region runs from base 270 to 938 and encodes 222 amino acids. The transcript is spliced from 3 exons. The record is from RefSeq and is a predicted model, not a curated record. NCBI's taxonomy places the organism in Eukaryota, Fungi, Ascomycota, Eurotiomycetes, Eurotiales, Aspergillaceae.
UGGUUUGGUAGAUUGGCUUUUUUGUAUACGAAGGCUGUGGAUCUGCCUUGGAUUGAAUGUACAGCCUUGAUGGUUUGAUUAGAUGGAGGAUUGACAUAUAAGCAGCUUGUUGUUUCUGGUCUUCAUCAAUCAUCAUCAAUCAACUCUUCUACUUCUACUUCUACUCAAUCCAAUCCAAUCCAAAACAAUCAAUCAAUCAAUCAAUCAAUCAAUCAAUCAAUCAAUCAAUAUCUUCAUCUACAUCCACCAUCAAAAACAAAUACAACAUAAUGGCCGCCGCAACUUACUACAGCACCCCCGACAUGGUACAUACCCCCCAUCCUCAAUCUCCAACUAACAAAACACAGUCCGCAUGGGCCCAACCAACACACAAACAAGACCAACUCACCGACGAAAUCGAUGAACCGUCUAGUGACCGCGGCCUCGGCGAUGCCCACACAUGGCGCCAGAUCGGGAAAAUCGCUGUCAAAGUAGCCAAGGCGCUUAAUGAUGAGGAUGAUGAUGAUGACGACAGUGGAAGUGAUAACGACAGCGAUAGUGGAAGCAGCAGCAGUGAUAGUGACAGCGACAACGAAGACGAAGAUGAAGAUGAAGAACAAGAGCACGAGGAAGAGGGAGAGGAAGAGAAAGAGGAAGAACACGAAGAGGAGAAAAAGGAACACCACUUUGCUGCUUCGUUAAAGUUUGCGGGCAAGUUGGAUAAGCUUGCUCAUAAGAAGGAAAAGGAGGCCAAGGAGGGGAUAGAGCAGCAGCAUCAGCAUCAAGCCCAAUUGCAGGCUCAGCAGCAACUUCAAGCUCAUCCUCAGCCCUGUCCUCAGCCUCACUAUACGGCGUAUAAUCCUUAUGCGCAGGCUGUUCAACCUCAACCUCAUCCUCACUAUACCGCCUAUAAUCCCUAUUCUCAAGGCGCUCAAUACCAGCAAGUACCAAGAUGCUAAACUAGAUUAUGGGGUGUGAUUUGGCUUUCUUUUAUCGAUAGGAGAUCUCGUAUUGCUAGGCAGGAUUUAAUGCCGGUAUAGUGUGCAGCUUAUUUAACGAAGGGUGGAGAACGAUUAUCCCACAUGUCUAACAGUAAGCAAGAUCUUGAUCAUGCAGU